AUGUCAUCCCCUGAGCAAAGUGAAAUAAGCCAGAAGGCAAAUGUAGACAGGUAUGCCCAAUUUGUUUUAAAGUUCCAGAAACCCAUUCAGCCUUACAUCUGCUCAACUCUGAAUGACUUUCAAGAAGACAGAGACUUUUUGGCAAACUACAUAUUUCCUCAGCUUAAUGAACUCUGCAAUUCCCGGGGCACGUAUUUCAAAGCCGUAGACCUGAGGUGGCCGGCGUUGAUGGCCCCGCCACCCUUAUCCUCCAACCUGUUUAGACAGCAUUCUUGUCUCCACUCCCAGUAUCUGAAGCUCUGUCUCGACUAUGUGAACACCUGCUUUCCCUUUUUCAUCUGCAUGCUGGGUCAGACAUAUGGGGACUUUCUCCCUGAGCACGUGCCUUUACUGUUCUCCAAAGCAACUGACUUGUCAAGUUUAUCCACAGUAGAGCAGAAUCUCUAUGUUGCUGCAAAAAAUGGUUAUCCUUGGGUCCUGGAGAGUCCCAACUACAGUUUGACGGAGCUUGAGAUCAUCCAAGCAGCAUUUCUGAAUGAGUCUCAAUUUCAGUAUUUUUACUUUAGGACCGGAACCACGCUGCUGAAGACUUUAGAUGAGGAAAAAGAGAGGCUGUCCUCAGGCUCUCUGAAUGACGAAGAAAAAUUAAAGAUCGGAAAACUUAAGGCCAAGAUUAUUAGCAAAGGACUCCCUGUCCGAUUUUAUAAAGAUCUCCACGAGUUGGGUGAGCUGGUUUUCAAGGACUGGUCAGUUGUGAUAGAACAACUUUACCCAGCCACUUUAAUGAUUGAAAAUAUGGACUAUAAGCACAAGUUUGAACGUUUCUAUCAUGAAGAGUUUACUGAGAAGUGCAAGCAAGUGUUUGUUAUUUCCAAGGAAUCAAGUAGAACCUUCGAAAUCUUGGAAAGAUUUGCCUUAAAGGAUGUGGGAUUUGAUUUUAACAGUGCCGCAGCAGGUUCCAGUUUAGACUCUAUUCUCAGGUUUUUCAGAAUAAAUCCUCUUCCAGUUUACAAGUCUAUUUUGCUCUUGUCUGGAGAACGUGGUUGUGGGAAGUCUACUCUGAUCGCCAACUGGGUGAAUUAUUUCAAAAAGAAAUACCCCAGCAUGUUGAUGAUCCCUCAUUUUGUGGGCAGCACUUGUGAAAGCAGUGACAUCAUGUCCGUGAUACAUUACUUCAUCACAGAGUUACAGUACAAAAACUAUGGUAGUCAGCUUGAAACUGAUCUUCUUAACGAAGACUCAAAUGCGUUGGUCUUUCCACUUCUUGUGGAAGUCUUCAUUGCUUCCAUCAGUUUAAAGCCAUGUAUACUUGUCCUGGAUGGAAUUGAAGAAUUGAUUGGCAUUUAUGGGAUUUCAGGACAGAAGGUAAAAGAUUUCUCUUGGCUGCCAUGCUUACUGCCUCCUCAUUGCAAAUUUAUCAUGAGCACUGUCUCCUCCAGCCUGUCGUACAAGUCGCUGUGUGCCCGCCCAGAUGUGAGGACAGUGGAGCUCCUGAGCGUAGGAGACGAAGAAGUGAAACUAAACAUCUUUCAACAGUACUUCUUCAUUCCCAACAAAGAUCCGCUCCGACAGAGCAAACACACUUUGAGGAAAAGAACGAACCUGAAUCCUUUAAAACUCACAAUCCUAGCAAAUGAGCUGAGAGAAUGUAGAAUCUACCGAGAUGAGUAUCAGUGUCUGAAGGAGUACUUGGAGGUGGUCUCCAUUCAGGAGCUCUGGGAAUUGAUUCUGAAACGCUGGAUUGAAGACUAUAGCUGGACUUUCAUACCAAAAAGGGCCAAUUCAGACACAGUGGCUUCAGGAGAAGCGCUGGAUGGCUGGGUGGUCGAUGCUCUGUGCUUAUUGAGCAUCUCACAUUGUGGACUGACUGAGGAUGAGAUGUUCCAGAUUUUGGACAUGCUGGGCUACAGAGAUCAUUACAAAGUGACCACGUUGCACUGGGCUGCCUUCCGCAAUGCCACCAGACACUGGGUCCAGGAGAAGCCUAAUGGCCUCCUGCACUUCAGGCACCAGUCCCUGCGGAAUGCUGUGGAGCACAAGCUUCUUGGUGUGCUCACUCCUGUCAGAGAAAGCAGUCCAUAUACCUUUCAGAAUCCAACGAAUCACAGGAAAACACAUUUCCACCGAGUCUUAGUCCGUUUCUUCCAACGGCAGACGGCUUUCUGGAGAGUGUAUGAGGAGCUGCCAUGGCACAUGAAAAUGAGCGGCUCCUGGGGGGACUUGUGCAGCUUCCUCUCAAGCCCCAGUAUCACAGACUUUAUAUCAAAGAUCCAAAACCCAAGCUUCUGGACAAGGCUGCACCUCAUCCACUACUGGAAUGUGUUAGCAGAAGUUGGAUACGAUGCUGCUGGGGCCUAUUUAUUCACGGUGGCCAAGAUUAAAGCCGAUAAGUGCCAUAAAGUGAAGAAGAGACAUACCCUCUCAGUGCUGGAAUGCAGGCUUUUUGAGGUUACCACCACUGACAAAUGCCGAUUAAUUUUCUUUAUUGCAAAACUUCUGAAGCUUAUGGGCAAGACCAGAGAAGCAGAAGAGUUGUUCUUGAGUGUCGAGAAUAUGCUAGCGCAGAGUCAGUCCUUGACAGAGAUGCUUCUCGAAGUACAGAACACUACUGGAGAACUCUACCUUGAAAUAGGAAUGACUCAGGAGGGCUUCCAAUAUUUCCAGAAAGCGUGGUCCAACCUGGUGGAUUUUUCACCCAGCAACAUGAAAGACAACCAGGACUUCGUGAAGCAGAAAGGCAGAGUGCUGAACAACCUGGCAAAGUCAGCAACUGAGAAGUACUUAAAAGAAAAUCACAUUUUGGAGUGUGCUGCUGAAAUUUCCAGCUUAUUGGACAACAGCCCCCGUGAUCAGGCUACCAUGAAAUACACCGAAGGUGUUCUGAUGUUUGUUGCUGGAAACACUUCUCUUGCAAGAAUGAGAUUUCAAGAAUGCUUAACUAUCAGGAGAAGUUUAUUUGGUGAGAAAAACAUCCUAGUUGGAGAAAUUAUGGAAUUUUUAGCAGAUUUACUAUUUUUUCUACCAGGAGACAGUGAAAGAUUCCAAAAGAAGCAAGCAAUUGAAUAUUAUAAACAAGUGAUACAAAUAAAGGAAAAUGCGGGGACUUUCACCAACUCCUCACUCGUCAGGAAGCAGCUGAGCAUUAGCCUCAGUGAUACCUUGUGUAAAUUAGGUAAUUGCUGA
Molecule: messenger RNA, 3183 nt
Organism: Neomonachus schauinslandi (Hawaiian monk seal)
Lineage: Eukaryota; Metazoa; Chordata; Mammalia; Carnivora; Phocidae
Product: putative tetratricopeptide repeat protein 41
Exons: 13
Coding region: 1-3183 (1060 amino acids)
Cellular component (GO): Cul4-RING E3 ubiquitin ligase complex
Molecular function (GO): protein binding
Source: RefSeq, a predicted model, not a curated record